AGUCUCCGCCCGCCCGCCUCCCUUCCUCCGAGCUUCUUAAACACAGGUUUCAGGCCUACAGCUCUGGGGGCACUUGGGAGGGCGGGGGGGAGGGGGGCUGGUCUGAUGAGUAACCCCUCCCCCCACGUCCCAGAGGGAGAAGCCUCUACGUCUGUCUGCCGGCCCAAGAGUUCCAUGGCCUCUGCUUCCCGCCGCCAACGCCGAGAGCACCGCCGAGAGCACCGCUUCCGUCGUUACUUGUCUGCAGGUCGGCUGGUCCGCGCCCAGGCCCUCCUCCAGCGCCACCCGGGCCUUGAUGUCGAUGCUGGGCAGCCCCCGCCUCUGCACCGGGCCUGUGCCCGCCACGAUGCCCCCGCCCUGUGCCUGCUGCUUCGGCUGGGGGCUGACCCUGCCCACCAGGACCGCCACGGGGACACUGCGCUGCACGCCGCUGCCCGCCAAGGCCCUGAUGCCUACACAGACUUCUUCCUGCCACUGCUGAGUCGCUGUCCUUCUGCCAUGGGAAUAAAGAAUAAGGAUGGGGAGACCCCUGGGCAGAUUCUUGGCUGGGGCCCCCCCUGGGAUUCUGCUGAAGAGGAGGAUGAAGAUGAGACUGCUAAGGAACGGGAAUGGAGGCAGAAGCUGCAGGGAGAGCUGGAAGAUGAGUGGCAGGAGGCCAUUGGAAGGUUUGAAGAUGAUGCUUCCCAUGAGACCCAGGAACCUGAGUCCUUCUCAGCCUGGUCAGAUCGCCUGGCCCGGGAACAUGCCCAGAAAUGCCAGCAGCAGCGUGAGGCAGAGAGAGCCCAUCGACCCCCACGGGCUGAAGCUUCCAGUCACAGCUGGCGGCAGCAAGAAAAGGAGCAGCGACUCUUCCAAGAACGAGUCUGGGCCAAGGAGGAAGAGCUCCGUGAGAGUCGAGCCAGGAGAGCACAGGAGGCUCAAGGGGACCAAGGGCCAGAGCCAGCCAGGGCCGGGCCCAAGGCAGAGCAACCCAGAGGAGCAGGGCGGGGCAAUCUCUGGCGCUUUGGUGAUGUGCCCUGGCCCUGUCCUGGGGGAGGGGACCCAGAAGCUAUGGCUGCAGCUCUGGUGGCCAGGGGCCCCCCCUUGGAGGAGCAGGGGGCUCUGAGGAGGUACUUGAGGGUCCAGCAAGUUCGCUGGCACCCCGAUCGCUUCUUACAGCGAUUCCGGAGCCAGAUUGAGACCUGGGAGCUGGGCCGAGUGAUGGGAGCAGUGACAGCUCUUUCUCAGGCCCUCAAUCGCCAUGCAGAGGCCCUCAAGUGACUCCAGGAACAGGGAGAAACUUCAGGAAAUGUAGCUGUAGGGGUAGGGCGAUAGAAAGGCAUAGUCAGGGAGAGGAUGGUGAGGAAAAAGCGCCAACUGCUCAGCAGAGGAUAUGUGGUAUCAGUGAAACUUGUGAAAGCCGGAGUAGGGGGAAUAGAGCCACCACCACUGCUCUUCAGCUCUACCAUUGCCUAAUAAGACCUGGUUCCACAUCUCA
This is a messenger RNA of Erinaceus europaeus (western European hedgehog), 1477 nucleotides long. RefSeq names its product NFKB inhibitor like 1 (gene NFKBIL1). Gene Ontology annotation, molecular function: protein binding. NCBI's taxonomy places the organism in Eukaryota, Metazoa, Chordata, Mammalia, Eulipotyphla, Erinaceidae. The transcript has 4 exons. The record is from RefSeq and is a predicted model, not a curated record. Gene Ontology annotation, biological process: negative regulation of toll-like receptor signaling pathway; canonical NF-kappaB signal transduction. Bases 106 to 1260 code for a protein of 384 amino acids. Gene Ontology annotation, cellular component: nucleus.